GGGGCGCAGCGGGCGCAUGCGCACUGGGGGGUCCCACGCGCGCGCAGGCGCCAUCUCGGGGUUUCCUGUCAGAGCGCACCUGGCGCCGCGGAGCCCGGGGGAGUCGUCGGCUCGGCAUCGGGCGCCCGCACCCUCUCCCGCCGGGGCGGGGCCGGCGGCGGAGGCGGAGGCGGAGGCGGGGGCGGGGGCGGGGCCGAGCGCGCGGCUCUCCGCGGAGUCCGUUAUGCCUUCUCAGAAUGCUGUACUUUUUCAGGAGGGGAACAUGGAACAGAAGGAAAUGAAUGAUAGAUCACAGAUAGUCAGGUCCAAGGAGUCCCUGACAUUCCAGGACGUGGCUGUGGACUUCACCAGAGAGGAGUGGGACCAGCUGUACCCUGCUCAGAAGAACCUCUACCGAGAUGUGAUGCUAGAAAACUACAGGAAUUUGGUCGCUCUGGGUCAUCAACUUUAUAAGCCAGAGGUGAUCACUCAGUUGGAGCAAGAAGAGCAGUGUCUGAUGGAAACAGACAGCCCAGUAGAUACUCGUCCAGAUGCAGAAAAUAGACCUGAAGUCAAAAAAUCAACUCCAUACCAGAAUGUUUCUGAUGAAACUCAAACCUAUAACAUGAUAAUGGAGAGAUUAACAGGAGAUAGUUUCUGGUACUCCCUUCUAGGAGGACUCUGGGAUUUUGACUACCAGUUGGCGUUUAAUCAAGAAAAUCAGCAGAGGCAUUUAGGACAAGAAUCUUUUGCCCAAAAAAAGGUCCCACAGGAGAGAAGCCUUGAAUGUAACAAAUUUGAUGAAAACUAUAAAAUGAACUCAAAUCUUAUUAUGCAUCAGAGAAUUUCUUCAAUUAAGAUACCCCUUAAUUCAAACACACAAGGAAAUAGCAUCAAACAUAAUUCAGAAUUGAUUUACUUUCAAGGAAACCAUGUAAGAGAAAAUACUUAUGAAUAUAACAGGUAUGGGAAAAUCUUCAAUCAACAUAUUCUUCUUACUAAUCAUAUUCAUACUGAAGAGAAACCCAAUGAAUGUAGGAAGGCCUCCAGCCACAACUCAGCUUUUACUCAACCUCAGGUAGUCCUUACAGGAGAGAGGCCCUAUAAGUGUGAUGAAUGUGGGAAAAGAUUCAGCCAGAGGAUACAUCUUAUUCAACAUCAGCGGAUUCACACCGGAGAAAAACCUUUUAUAUGCAAUGACUGUGGGAAGGCCUUUCGUCAACAUUCAUCCUUUACUCAACAUCUGAGGAUUCAUACUGGAGAGAGGCCCUACAAAUGUAAUCAAUGUGGUAAAGCCUUUAGCCGUAUCACAUCCCUUACUGAACAUCAUAGACUUCAUACUGGAGAGAAGCCUUAUGAAUGUAAUUUUUGUGGGAAAGCCUUUAGCCAGAAGACACAUCUUAAUCAGCAUGAGAGGAUUCAUACAGGAGAGAAGCCCUAUAAAUGUAAUGAAUGUGAGAAAGCCUUUAGCCAGAGUGGACACCUUAAUCAGCAUAGGAAAAUCCAUACUCGGGAGAAAUUAUGUGAAUAUAAUAAAUGUGAGAAAGUUAUAAGCCACGGACCUUCACUUACUCAGCAGCACAUAACUCAUGGGGAAAUCAUAUGAUAUAUAAAUGUAGAAUAUUUUUUGUCAUAUUUUUCCAUUUCAUUCAAUAUAAAGUUAUUCAUAAUGGAAAGGAAGUUUAUAAACAAUGCAUAGAUACCAAGUAAAUUUAGACUUUAAACUGAUAGCAUAAUAUAUCCUCAAGAGAGGUUAUAAAUAGUAAACAUAAUUUAUUUUGUGAACAAAAUUAUAUUAGAAGUCAUGUUCCAAAUCUGAUAUAAAACUUUUUAAUGACCAGAAAUUCUAUAGACAAUAACCUAUGAUUAUUCACCUGUAAGUUUUAUUGCAAAGUUCUUAAAUUAUAUAAACAUUGAUUAAUCAAAGCAAUGAUAUAGUGUAACUAGUCACAUAAACUUGAAAUAAACAGAAAAGAGCAAUAUUUCUCAAACUUCAGCAUUUGCACACUUCCUAUACAGUUUUACCAUAUGUAGUGUUCACUUAAAAUUUUAAGGGAUUGAAUUUUUAGCCUUAGUAAAUAUUUAUGAAAAUUGAGUUUACAUGCUAAUUAUAUUCUAAUUUCCAUCAAGGUCACUAUAAACUUAUAAUUUAAAAUAUUCAUUGAUGUACCACCUAAAUCUUCUGUACCGUUGAGAAAUGAUGUGAUAAGAUGACAAUAUUCUGUUAUUGGGGUGUUUUUUUAAGGCAAUCUUUUCAUUAUUUUCAUCAGAUAAAUCCUAGGAUGACUAUAAGAAAGAGUCUUGGAGGAGACAGGAUUAUGUUGAUGAAAAGUGAAAAGUGAUUCAGAGAACUCUACUUUUCUAUCAUGUUCUAGUUUUAAAUUUCCCUAUAGCAAAUAUAAACUUUUAAACUAAAAUUGUGGUUUCUGCUAUAUUUGCAAAUUUAAAUAGAGAUAAGGUUCUGUUAUUGUUAUUGUUUCUAAUAAUGACCAGAAGCAGUGAACUGUCCUAGAGUGUGAGCUGUGGUACAAAGUUGAGGCUAAGAACCAGGGAAGCAUCUUAGUGUUUUAUAUAAAUGACUAAAGAAGGGUGAUUAAUUGGCUUAAUAAUACACUUUAUUAAUUGAGACAUGUUUAUGUAACACCUUUUUCCAAAAAGAAUUCAGGUGAUUUAUUUUUAUUUUUAUCACUAGAGGCCUGAUGCACAAAAUCAGUGUAAGAAUAGGCCUUCAUUCCCCCAGCUGCUGGCACCGGCUUCCCUCUGGCACCUGAGACCUGGACUUCCCUCGCAGCAACAGCUUCAUCGGGUCUAAUUACUGUAUUUUGCUUUUAUUGUAAUAGAUUAUUGCCUUGUUUGACAAAAAUCACAUUUUGAUGUUACGUAAGUCGUAGAUAGCUGUAAUUCUGAGGCUGCUUGAGUUUCUUGGCUUUUCACUUUUGUCUCAGUCUUCUCAGGCAUGGUGAGAGAAGCCCUGAGGCUAAGGCAGGAAUGCAGUUUCCUUGCUUCUCACCUUUCUUCCAACACAUCUCCCAGCUGAAGACUUCCCUGUGAAGGGCUACAUUUUAUACAGUACUUCUCGAGCCAAAGCUGAAAUGAUUUGAAGACUUUUUAAAAUUAAAACACUAAAAGCAAGGAAACUAAGAAAAGUAAACUCAUUUCAUCACAGAAAUUAAACUUUUGAAAGUGCAUUUAUGUCCCACUCAUUGGUGGAUGUGAAAUUCUAUAUAAUAAAAGCCUAAUAUGCAAAUUGUUUAACCGGGAGUUCAACCACUCGCUAUGACGUGCUGAC
Pipistrellus kuhlii (Kuhl's pipistrelle) is the source of this 3268-nucleotide messenger RNA. It is a transcript of the gene ZNF713, whose product is annotated as zinc finger protein 713. Bases 17 to 1585 code for a protein of 522 amino acids. The record is from RefSeq and is a predicted model, not a curated record. Gene Ontology annotation, biological process: regulation of DNA-templated transcription. The transcript has 5 exons. NCBI's taxonomy places the organism in Eukaryota, Metazoa, Chordata, Mammalia, Chiroptera, Vespertilionidae.